Molecule: messenger RNA, 3130 nt
Organism: Pocillopora verrucosa
Lineage: Eukaryota; Metazoa; Cnidaria; Anthozoa; Scleractinia; Pocilloporidae
Source: RefSeq, a predicted model, not a curated record
CAAUCUUGAGAUCGAGAAGAGCUGAGGUGAGAAUACGGUGGAGUUCAAUGGCUACGUUUUAUAUCUCAAGGAUUGUUUCACUCCUUCUGGUGUGGAUAAUUCCAGAAAUUAAUGCCGUGGAUAAGGGAAACUUUAAGAAGUGUGAGCAAAGUAGCUUUUGCAAGAAUAAUAGGGAAAUUCAACCAGGAGAGUCUCCAUAUUCAGUAGUCAAAGAUUCUCUAGUGUUUACAGAUUCCUCCCUUGAUGUUAAUAUACUAAAUAAGAAAUCAAAUGUAUUACUCGGUCUAAAGCUUCAAACAUUAGAAAAAAAUACAAUAAGAUUUAGAAUUAAUGAACGGAACCCAAUUAGACCAAGAUAUGAAGUCAAAGAUGUCUUGAUUCAAGAACCAAAGACUAUAAGUAACCAAAAACUCAAACAGGAUGAUGAGAGUGUCCACAUUGGAUUUAAUAACAACAGUGUUGUUUUAACAUUUGAACCUUUCCGCCUGGAUUUUUUGGUUGAUAAUGAAGUGGCAGUAUCUGUUAAUUCAAGAGGGCUGAUGAAUUUUGAGCAUUAUAGAGAAAAACAGAAAAUUCCCGUCAAGGUUGAAGAUGACGAUGGAGAAGGUCACCCACCUGGAGAAAAUGAGGAGGAAAAGUCAGAUGAGCACCCAGAAUCGGAAGAAAAUGCGGAGAAAAAAGAAGAAGAAGAAGAAAGAGUCGAAGAAGAAAACUGGGAAGAAAACUUUAAAGAGCAUCAUGAUUCUCGACCACGAGGUCCCUGUUCUGUUGGUUUGGACAUUUCAUUCCCUGGUGUUGAACAUGUGUAUGGAAUCCCAGAACAUGCAGACACCCUAGCUCUCAAGACAACAGUUGGUUCAGAGCCAUACCGUUUGUACAACUUGGAUGUGUUUGAGUAUGAGCUGGACUCUAGGAUGGCUCUUUAUGGCAGUAUUCCUGUCAUGAUUGCUCAUAGUGUUGCACGCACAGUUGGUGUGUUCUGGAUGAAUGCAGCUGAAACGUGGGUGGACAUCAGUUCAUCCAGUGCCAGAAAGUCCAUGUUAAACUCACUGAUGUCCUUUUUCAAGGGAAGUGAGGAGGUCCCUCAGGUGGACACCCACUGGAUUUCAGAGAGUGGCAUCAUUGAUGUGUUUGUCAUGUUGGGUCCAAAACCUCAUGACCUGUUCCAAGAGUAUGCUGCAUUCACUGGCACAACUGCCCUGCCACCACUUUUUGGAAUUGCUUAUCAUCAAAGUCGAUGGAAUUACAAUGACGAAGAUGACGUCAAAAACGUUGAUAAGGGUUUUGAUGAUCAUGAUAUUCCCUAUGAUGUUCUGUGGCUGGACAUUGAACAUACUGAUGGAAAGAAGUAUAUGACUUGGGACAAGAAUAAAUUCCCAACGCCUGACCAGAUGCAGAAAAACUUGGCGUCAAAAGGUCGAAAGAUGGUUACUAUCAUUGAUCCCCACAUCAAACGCGAGGGUGGAUAUCACAUUCAUGAGGAAGCGACAAGACUGGGUUAUUAUGUGAAGAACAAAGAUGGCGGAGAAUACGAGAACUGGUGUUGGCCAGGAACUUCAUCGUGGAUCGAUUUCCUCAGUCCGGAAAUUCGCAAGUGGUGGGGCAGUAAAUUUGCUCUGAGCGAGUAUCAGGGCUCCACAGAAACUCUCUUUACCUGGAAUGACAUGAAUGAGCCCUCGGUUUUCCAUGGACCGGAAAUAACCAUGCAUAAAGACGCGCUUCACUUCGGAGACUGGGAACACCGCGAUGUGCACAACAUCUACGGCUUCUAUCAGCACAUGGCAACAGUGCAAGGACAGAUAGACCGUUCAGGGGGAAGGGAAAGACCGUUUGUCCUGUCGCGAGCUUUUUUUGCAGGAACCCAAAGAAACGGUCCCAUUUGGACGGGAGACAACACGGCUGACUGGGGCCACCUAAAGGCAUCUCUUCCCAUGAUCCUCACCCUGAACUUGGUUGGGCUGCCGUUUUCCGGAGCUGAUGUCGGUGGCUUCUUUAAAAAUCCUGACCCAGAGCUGUUACUCAGAUGGUAUCAGGCGGCUGCCUUCCUGCCAUUCUUCCGCGCACACGCUCACUUGGACACCAAACGCCGGGAGCCUUGGCUUUACGAUGAGCAGUAUAAGAAUCUGAUCAGAGACGCCAUCCGUGUGAGGUACUCACUGCUGCCGUAUUGGUACACCUUGUUCUACCACGCCUCUGAGACCGGCACGCCCAUAGUCAGGCCUCUGUGGGUGGAGUAUCCAGAGGAGAAGAACACUUUUGCCAUGGAAGAUGAAUUUUUGCUCGGAAAAGAUCUUCUCGUUAAACCAGUCACGACCCAAGGACAGAACUCGAUAGAUGUUUACCUUCCAGGAAAAGGAGAGUACUGGUACGACUUGCAUGAUUUCAAGAUUUACCGAGGGGAGAGUACGAUCUACGUGUCUACACCACUCGAGAAGAUCCCAGUGUUCCAGCGUGGAGGAAGCAUCAUCGCGACCAAGCAACGAAUUCGCCGAUGCAGUGCACUCAUGCACAAGGAUCCAUAUACGUUAACCAUGGCCUUAAAUCCCAGUGCUGAAGCAGAGGGAGAUCUUUACGUGGACGAUGGACACACCUUUGACUACAAGAAUGGCGCCUACAUUUACAUGAAGUUUUCAUUCCGUGGCGGACGAAUGGUGGCGAAGAAUGCAUCCAAACCCAUUCCUCUUCAGCCUCAGACUGAAGAAUCAGGGAUUUUAUCGUCAAUGUGGAACUUCCUGCGGGAGACGCCGAACACUCAGUACACUACCGCUGCUUGGAUAGAACGCAUUGUCAUUCUUGGAAUAAGUAACGCUCCUAAAGGAAUCCUCCUUACUGCUGAUGGUGGAGAGAACAGACACCUCCAGUUCACACAUGAUCCCUCAACUCACACGAUGACGAUCAAGAAGCCUGGGGUUAAUAUAGCUAAAGAGUGGACAAUAACUAUGCACGCUUAAAUUAGAUUUUCAGUAAAUUAUCAACUUUUUUUACACUUUUUGGGGAAAUUGUUUUCACAAUGGUGAACAAGACGAAUUCCUCUCGUCUUUAAUUAGGCACAGCGACACUGCCACUGGGAGAGAGAACUUUUGUAACAACUUACUGUAAGGAAGGAAUUAAAGUGAUUUGUACAAACAAA